Messenger RNA from Closterium sp. Naga37s-1, 1194 nucleotides. NCBI's taxonomy places the organism in Eukaryota, Viridiplantae, Streptophyta, Zygnematophyceae, Desmidiales, Closteriaceae. The record is from the annotation of a GenBank genome assembly.
CCUGCUGCUGCUGCUGUCAUGGCCAGUCCCAAUGUGCUUACCUUUGAUGCUGAGGGUCGAGCAGUCGAUUUUGAGGUCUGGGUCGAUGAUCUGCAGCUUUUCCUACAGUGCGAUAGCAAGGACGGUAUCUCACUGUUCGAUCUAACGUCUGGCGCCUCUGCUGCCCCUGCAGCCGAUGCUGACAGUACUGUUCGCUCGCAGUGGACCACGCGCGAUGCUGCUGCCCGCCUUGCUGUGCGUAGCCACCUGCCGUCCACUGAGCGCGCGCACUUUAGUCAGUACAAGACUGCUAAGACCUUGUACGAUGCUGUAGUUGCCCGCUACUCCUCCCCUGCCACUGCUGCCCUUAGUCGCCUCAUGCUGCCGUACCUGUUCCCUGACCUCGCCGCCUUUGCCACAGUCGCUGACCUCAUUACGCACCUCCGCACUAGUGACACCCGCUACCGCGCUGCACUUCCUGCUGAGUUCUGCGCCAAGAACCCCCCCCCCAUGUACAUCACCCUCUACUACCUAGUCACCCGGCUCCCUGACUCCCUUCGCUCGGUCAGGGACCACUUCCUCUCUCUCUGCCCCACCACACUCACCGUUGACCUCCUCGAGGAGCGCCUCCUUGCAGCUGAGAAGAGCAUAGUCACUGUAGGAGCCUCUCGUGGUGACCCUCGUGCCCCUUUCUUUGAGGGGUGCUCCCCCGUCCCCCUUUUGCCCUCUGUUGCCUCUGCUGCUGCUGUCGACCUCGUUGGCACCGAUUCGGUCGGCACUGCGUUUGCCCCUAGCGGGAGGCGCCGCAACGGCAAGGGCAAAGGGGGCAAGGGCGCUGGAGGAGCUGGCGGGGGCGGCGGUGGUGGCGGUGGAGGCGGCAGAGGGGGUGGGGGUGGCGGUGGGAGUGGUGGCGGGGGUGGGGGCUUCGGUGGCAGUGGUGGAGGCGGAGGCGGCGGCGGCGGUGGCGGUGGGAGUGGAGGCGGCGGCGGUGGCGGCGGUGGCGGCGGCGGCGGUGGAGCUGGUCGGGGUGGCUCUGUGCAGCGAGGAGGCUUCGGUGGUGGCCCACGUCAGCAGCAGCAGCGCUCUCGUGAGACCCCGCCGCCCCAGCAGCUUCGUGAGUGGUACGCCGCGCGUCAGCGGUCUGGGGGUGCUGGUCCCUGUGCCUACGUCCUGCGUACCGGCGACCGCACUGGGGAGCCCUCAAGUCGGUUGUAG